Exaiptasia diaphana is the source of this 1132-nucleotide messenger RNA. Its product is annotated as homocysteine S-methyltransferase YbgG. Gene Ontology annotation, molecular function: zinc ion binding; S-adenosylmethionine-homocysteine S-methyltransferase activity. The transcript has 12 exons. The record is from RefSeq and is a predicted model, not a curated record. Bases 35 to 943 code for a protein of 302 amino acids. NCBI's taxonomy places the organism in Eukaryota, Metazoa, Cnidaria, Anthozoa, Actiniaria, Aiptasiidae. Gene Ontology annotation, biological process: S-methylmethionine cycle.
ACGCCUGGCAGACUUGUGAGGUUCGCAAGACUGUAUGGAAUCGGAAUUUCUUGUUUUAGAUGGAGGUCUAGCUACAGAACUCAUUAAACUUGGUUUUGAUAUCAAUGAUGAUCCACUAUGGAGUGCAAGAGUGUUAGCUGAUAAUCCUGAGGCUAUCAAGCAAGUGCAUUCGAGUUUUUUGGAAAGUGGAGCUGAUGUCGUCAUAACAGCUUCUUAUCAGGCCAGCAUUGAAGGGUUUAAUAGAAAUCUUGGAAAAACACCACAGGAAGCCCAACAACUCAUCAAGAGAAGUGUCCAUCUGGCAAGACAGGCUUGCAAUGAGUUCUGGGAGCUUCAUAAUAAAAACGCUUCAAAUGCAAAUAAGAGAUUAGUAAAGCCCAUGGUAGCUGGAUCAGUUGGUCCUUAUGGAGCCUGUCAACAUGAUGGCUCAGAAUACACUGGGAACUAUGUUGAUCACAUGACUAUUGAGGAAUUACAGUCAUGGCACAGGCCUAGAAUAGCAGCAUUAAUAGAAGCUGGUGUUGAUUUCCUGGCCAUGGAAACAAUUCCGGCGCAGAAAGAAGCAGAGGCAUUAGCUGGACUUCUCCAGGAAUUCCCUGGCAUCAWAGCCUGGCUGACAUUAUGUUGUAAAGUAAGUGUUGGUUCUGUUGGGAUAGUUGCUGUUGGCGUUAACUGCUGUUCUCCAAAGUAUGUUACGUCCCUGCUGAAAAGUCUUCAUGAUAAAGAGAUAUAUCUACCACUAGUGGCAUACCCUAAUAGUGGAGAGGAAUGGAAAAAUAACAGCUGGCAAAGUAGUGGUGAUUUCUUGAAUAUUGCUGACUUGGUUCCUCAUUGGAUUGCUGAAGGAGCAAAGUGGAUCGGUGCUUGUUGCCGUUCAACCUUGGAUGAUAUUUCACACAUACGAAAGGCAGUUGAUGAAGAGAAACGUCGUCCAUUGUCCUAGAUGGCUUUCUAAGAGAUUAUCCUAUCAAGAAAAGCCAUUGSAAGAAGAUCUCAUAACAUAGUGUGACAUUGAAAAAAAAACCCGGAAAACUGACAUGCUAUUAAAAAUGAAAACAGACAUAAAUGUUGAUUAAGAAAUAUAAAACGGCGCGCGUGUCUCUGUCUCUAUAAACACGAGAGAAAAACACGA